AUGUGGAUAUCCAUCCCCUUCUGCCUGAUAUACACCAUCAUCUUUCCGGGAAAUGGCAUCAUUCUUCACAUCAUCCGAAUUGACUCUUCCUUGCACCAACCCAUGUACUAUUUUCUGGCCAUGCCGGCCUUUGUUGAACUUGGUGUCUCUGCUCCCACCAUGCCCACUGUGUUAAGCAUAUUCCUCUUUGGCAUUAACGAUGUCAGUUUUGGUGGUUGUCUGCUCCAGAUGUUUUCUAUGCACUCUUUCACUCUUAUGGAGUCAGGUUACCUUCUGGCAAUGUCAGUGGACCGCUUUGUGGCCAUCUACAGCCCACUGCCCUACACAACCAUCCUGACAAUUGCCUGCAUUUCUGGGAUGGGUGCCGCCAUUGCCUUGCGCAGUGUAAUGCUUAUGCUCCCAUUGCUCUUUCUCCUGAGGCGUCUGCCUUUCUGUGGCCACAAUACCCUCACACACUCUUAUUGCCUCCACUCAGAUCUGAUCAAAUUGCCCUGUGGGGACACACGCCCCAAUAGCAUCCUGGCUCUAUUUGUCAUUACCUUCACAUUUGGACUGGACUUAUUGUUCAUUGUGGUUUCUUAUGUGCUGAUUCUUCAUACAGUACUGGAAAUAGCUUCUGGAGCAGGGCAGUGGCGGGCACUCAACACAUGUGUGUCGCACAUAUGUGCUGUGCUUGUGUACUAUGUGCCCAUGGUCAGCCUCUCCCUGAUGCACCGCUUUGGACGGCAUUUACCUCCACUUUUCCAGACUGUCACGGCCAAUGCUUACCUCUUCUUUCCUCCUGUGGUCAACCCCAUUGUCUAUAGUAUCAAAAUCAAAGAAAUUCGCAACAGCGUUGUUCUUACACUAUCCAGGAAGAGGGGUGAGUUCUAA
Pan troglodytes (chimpanzee) is the source of this 873-nucleotide messenger RNA. RefSeq names its product olfactory receptor 51I2-like. Gene Ontology annotation, biological process: G protein-coupled receptor signaling pathway. Gene Ontology annotation, cellular component: plasma membrane. The coding region runs from base 1 to 873 and encodes 290 amino acids. Gene Ontology annotation, molecular function: G protein-coupled receptor activity; olfactory receptor activity. The transcript has a single exon. The record is from RefSeq and is a predicted model, not a curated record. Lineage: Eukaryota; Metazoa; Chordata; Mammalia; Primates; Hominidae.